CGCAACAGCAUAUAAUUAAAUUUCCGACACUUCAGUCUCUCUCUCUCUCUCAAAAAGGUUAGAAACACGCACAGUCAAACCAAUACUCGCGGCUAAUUUUGUUCCAUAAAUAAACCCAGUCUCGCCGGAAUAGGAUUUUAAUCCAGCUGACACCUUCCUCGCCGGAAACAUCUUCACUAGCUGCCGCAAUUCAACUUUUCUCUGCUGAUUCAUCUCCCGAUCUCUGAGUUUCCCCUGUGGAUUGGAGGUACUAAAGUGAAAGACAUAAUAUGAUAGCAGAUUGUUUUCUAGUGGCUUCAAAUCCUUAGCAAGUUGAUCCAAGUAAGAGAUGAUGUGUAAUGUGUUGAACAUUCAUGGAGAAAAGUGUCUGUGGGCUUUCAUUGUGGGCUUCUAGGUGAUAUUUAAAUCUGCAGUUUGGUAUGAAAAUAUAUAUAUAAACAAGAGCUGUUGAUGAGGGAAGCUAAAUCAUGGAGGAACCUUUUUAGGAAAAGAAAACUCCAUUGUGAUUUGGGAUGUUAUGGCAUCAGGAUGAAACCGUUUAUGGGAGCUGCUUGUAUCAUAAUGCUGUAUAUUGUAUAUAGAACCACAAAUUAUCAGUAUCUGGAAACCGAGAUGGAGUCAAGAUUGGAUCCACUCUACUCAUCAAAGGAAUAUGCGUUAGCUUCCACAAAUUUGAAGGGUUUACCUCGUGGUAUUAUUGAAGCUAAAUCUGACUUGGAAUUAAAGCCUUUAUGGUCCACAAGUAGCUCAAAAUUAAAGGGCGAUGUUUCAAGUACACAUAAUUUGCUGGCAAUUCCAGUGGGUCUCAAACAAAAGCGUAAUGUUAAUACUGUUGUUCAAAAGUUUCUUACAGCAAAUUUUACAGUUAUCUUAUUCCAUUAUGAUGGAAAAGUGGAUGGGUGGCGUGAUCUUGAGUGGAAUGACAAGGUCAUACAUAUUGUAGCCCACAACCAAACAAAGUGGUGGUUUGCAAAACGAUUUCUGCAUCCUGCUGCUGUGUCCAUUUAUGAUUAUAUAUUUCUGUGGGAUGAAGACUUAGGAGUGAAUCAUUUUAAUCCCAGAAGAUACUUGAAUAUUGUUAAAACGGAAGGAUUGGAGAUAUCACAACCAGCUUUAGAUCCAAAUUCGACUGAUAUACAUCAUCGGAUCACAAUACGGAAGAGAACAAAUAAGUUUCAUAGGAGGGUGUAUGACAGCAGAGGCAGUGUGAAAUGUUCAGAUGACAGUGAAGGCCCACCAUGUUCUGGAUUUGUAGAAGGAAUGGCUCCAGUUUUCUCAAGAGCUGCAUGGCAUUGUGCUUGGCAUCUUAUUCAGAAUGACCUUGUUCAUGGAUGGGGAAUGGAUAUGAAACUUGGCUAUUGUGCACAGGGGGAUCGGUCGAAGAAGGUGGGAGUUGUUGAUAGCGAAUUUAUUGUUCAUCAGGGAAUACAAACGUUAGGCGGGGCUUCUUUUAAAAAGAGUUCUAAUCAUGUGGAUUUGUUGAAGAAACAUGGUGUUGAUGUGCGAGCUGAGAUAAGGAGGCAAUCGACAACUGAGCUUCAGAUAUUUAAAAAGCGUUGGGAAAAAGCAGUGAAAGAGGAUACAGCCUGGGUGGAUCCUUUUGAUAGAAGAAGAAAACAAAGAUGAGAACCAAUCACCCCCCACCCAGGAGUUUUGACCCUUUGUUUAGGUUAGUUUUUAUUUUAAAUUUUAAAUUUUAUUUUACUCACAUUAUUUAAAUUUCACAUGAAAUUGUUUUGACACCAAAUAUUCCAUAGUAAAUGCUCCUUCCUCUAAA
This is a messenger RNA of Lactuca sativa (garden lettuce), 1777 nucleotides long. RefSeq names its product lysine ketoglutarate reductase trans-splicing-like protein (DUF707). Lineage: Eukaryota; Viridiplantae; Streptophyta; Magnoliopsida; Asterales; Asteraceae. The record is from RefSeq and is a predicted model, not a curated record.